AUGAAGAAAACCAACAUGUGGUUCUUGGAGAGGUUUCGGGGAUCGGGGGAGAAUGGAGCUGCGGGGGGCGAGGGCGGGGACAAGGCCGCCAAGGGGCCCCUGUACAGCAACGUGCUCACACCGGACAAGAUCCCAGACUUCUUUAUACCCCCCAAGCUGCCCGCCGGCCCCGCUGAGCCCGAAGCGCAGGCCGAGCUGGGGCCCUCGACCUCGGAGCAGAACCUGGCCUCCGCCGCGCCCCGCCGCGCCCCCCGGAGCCCCCGGCUGUCCGCCAAGCUGGCCGCCGAGAGCAAGAGCCUACUGAAGGCGGCCACCCGGCACGUGAUUCAGAUCGAGAGCGCGGAGGACUGGCCGGCCGAGGAGACUGCCACCAACGCCGACCCCCAGGCCCAGGGGGCCAUGUCGCUGCCCUCGGUGCCCAAGGCCCAGACGUCCUACGGCUUUGCCACGCUGGCCGAGAGCCCCCACACGCGGCGCAAGGAGUCCCUGUUCCACAGCGAACACGGGGCUCUGGCCCAGGUGGGCUCCCCAGGCACCCGGCGCCGUCGGGGGGGUGUCAAGGCCAACGGGGGGGACGGGGCACCCAAGGAGGCCGGCGGCACCCUCAUGAGCCCGGGCCGCUGCGUCAGCGGCGGGGAGAGCGACACGGGGUCCUCGGCCGAGUCCUCACCCUUCGGCUCCCCCCUGCUCUCGCGCUCCGUGUCGCUGCUCAAAGGCUUCGCCCAGGACAGCCAGGCCAAGGUGAGCCAGCUCAAGCACUCUGUGGGCCGCCAUGGCUCCCUGUCGGCUGACGACAGCACGCCGGACACUAGCCCCGGGGCCCGGCGCCGCCUGCCCCGCAGGGCCACCCCGGAGCCCGGCCCGGAGUCUGGUCCGGCGUCCCGCGCGGAGCACGCCGUGCGCAUGGGCCCUCGGGGCAGCGUGCGCCUGCUGGCCGAGUACGAGGCGGCCCAGGCCCGCCUGCGCGUGCGCCUGCUGGCGGCCGAGGGCCUAUACGACCGGCUCUGCGACGCCCGCAGCAUCAACUGCUGUGUGGGCCUGUGCCUCGUGCCGGGCAAGCUGCAGAAGCAGCGCAGCACCAUCGUCAAGAACAGCCGCCACCCAGUGUUCAACGAGGACUUCUUCUUCGACGGCCUGGGUCCGGCCAGCGUGCGGAAGCUGGCUCUCAGGAUCAAGGUGGUGAACAAGGGCAGCAGCCUCAAGCGGGACACGCUGCUUGGGGAAAAGGAGCUGCCCCUCACCUCCCUGCUGCCCUUCUUGUAG
This is a messenger RNA of Budorcas taxicolor (takin), 1263 nucleotides long. RefSeq names its product C2 calcium dependent domain containing 4C (gene C2CD4C). The coding region runs from base 1 to 1263 and encodes 420 amino acids. The transcript has a single exon. The record is from RefSeq and is a predicted model, not a curated record. Lineage: Eukaryota; Metazoa; Chordata; Mammalia; Artiodactyla; Bovidae.